CAACCGGUGGGCAAAUUAGUCACACUCCGGCAAAUUGGUGAAGUUGAUAGAUAUUUCAAGAAAAGUUGGCUAGGGCUGGAAUUGGAUGGUUCGGUUCACACUAUUCUCUGGAAUUCAAGCUUGAGGACAAGCUCUUUCAACAGAAAGGUUGGUUAUAAUAAAGAAAAGAAAUGGCAAGUGAGGCCAAGUUCGAACAGGGCGUCAGGUUCGCCUUCAGGUGGCGAAUCUGUAUCUUCUGCAACUACAGAAGCCAUUACCAGUCGUCUAAAUACCUUGAAUAUUACUGAAAGCGGUGCACAGUCUAGUGGUCCAGUCGCAUCUCUUCAGUUUGGGAGCGUUGAUUUAGCACCCCAGUCACUUGUGCAGCAUCAAAAAGUCAUCUGGAAACACAAAUCAUAUGGAACAGUAUCAGCCCCAACAGUGGAAGCUGAAAAAACACCAAAUGAACAAAAAAAUGUUCAAUUAAGUAAAUUAUUCAAGGGUAACUUAUUAGAGAAUUUUACUGUAGAUAACUCAACAUUCUCAAGAACCCAAGUAAGGGCCACCUUCUAUCCAAAAUUUGAGAAUGAGAAAUCUGAUCAGGAGAUUAGGACAAGGAUGAUAGAGAUGGUCUUCAAAGGCUUGGCUACAAUGGAGGUAUAUCUCAAGCUUGAUUGGCUUUUGAUGUUAUGCUAAUUUAAUUUUCGUUUAUUCCUUUAUUGGGAUGGUACA
Molecule: messenger RNA, 711 nt
Organism: Capsicum annuum
Lineage: Eukaryota; Viridiplantae; Streptophyta; Magnoliopsida; Solanales; Solanaceae
Product: tRNA ligase 1-like
Exons: 3
Biological process (GO): tRNA splicing, via endonucleolytic cleavage and ligation
Molecular function (GO): RNA ligase (ATP) activity
Source: RefSeq, a predicted model, not a curated record